Molecule: messenger RNA, 1116 nt
Organism: Aspergillus calidoustus
Lineage: Eukaryota; Fungi; Ascomycota; Eurotiomycetes; Eurotiales; Aspergillaceae
Source: the annotation of a GenBank genome assembly
AUGGGCUGGGUAGGGGUCGCCGUCCUCGUUGCGACUACAUGCUUCCUACUUUACCGACAUCCGCCGGCUUCGUGGUUUCCAGAACCACCUCCUGCCGAUCAAGCCCGCCGCGAGCCCCGGCUGGAAGAAAAGGCCUUCCCUCAAGCUUCGAAAGAUGAAGAAAGACUCACAAGUCUUACAGAGGAAACGCGAAGACCAGAAGCUGAGAAUGAACCUAUAGACGACUCACAAACGACCCCUAAAGCAUCUGCUGCAACUCCGGCAAACUUAAAAAUCCCCUCCUUCCAACUCAACGACGACAAUACCAACGGCAGUGCUACCCAGAAAGCUCAGCAAGAUACACCGCGGAUAACAGCUGAACCGUCCAAGACAUCAUCCGGCACCAUCGCUCCCUCAACUCCAUCUAUACCUACCGUGGCCGAAACCAAGCCGAGCUCAACAAUGCAGAUCCCCGCCGCAAAAGAAGCCUCCCUCAUGCCCCCGCCGCCUCCUCCCUCACGGCUCCACGCUCCAGUGCCACAAAGACAGCCGCAGUCACAACAAAAGAGCACCCUCGCUCCACCAGCUGGGCGUUUCCCCCCACAGCUAGGCGGUAGGCCCAGCAGCAGCAUGCUUAGCCCGCCGCCCUCGGCGGCAGCAUCUCUCCGCGUGCCCCCAGGCGGCCGCCCCACGAGCACGAGUAGCUCGCUUGCGCCAACGAAAGUGACACUCAAACCGCCGAAAAAUGGAACCGUACGCCCAGUCCUCGAACCGGGCUUCUCACCCCUGGAUUGGGCUGCGCUUACGUCAAACCCGAACAAUAAGCUCCGCGGCGAGAACCUCCCCUCCACAUAUAUCAAAGUUACACCCUCCAUGCUCAAAGCCCAGAAUGGACGAAAGGGCACCGACGCCUGGACCUCGUACCAAGGAAAGGUUUACAACAUCACACCCUACCUCCCCUACCACCCAGGUGGGAAGGGCGAACUACUCCGUGGCGCCGGAAAGGAUUCUGGCAAGUUAUUCCUCGAGAUCCACCCCUGGGUCAACUGGGAUGCUAUCCUGGGCGCGUGCUUAGUCGGGAUCUUGGUUUCGGAGAAUGAAGCUUUGGAGCCGAAUAAGCUUGACGAGAUGGAUUGA